Molecule: messenger RNA, 1203 nt
Organism: Drosophila teissieri
Lineage: Eukaryota; Metazoa; Arthropoda; Insecta; Diptera; Drosophilidae
Product: calmodulin
Exons: 2
Coding region: 236-679 (147 amino acids)
Molecular function (GO): calcium ion binding
Source: RefSeq, a predicted model, not a curated record
CGCUGGGCGUGAAGCCUAGCGACGAAGAGUUGGAAGAAAUGAUACGAGAGUACGAUCUGGAUCAGGACAAUCACAUCAAUUACGAGGAGUUUGUUAACAUGAUGACAAUGCGAUAAUAGCCUCCAUUAGGCGUUUUGUCGGCAUUCAGUUUAUAUUCUCUGUUUAUUGUUGUAGGAGUUCACACCAAAAAACAAAAACUCCUACACACAAAAUUAAACAAAUUACUUUUGAAACAAUGAGCAGUUUGACCGAAGCCCAGAUUGAAGAGAUCCGAGAAGCAUUCAGUCUGUAUGAUACGGGAAAGUCAGGAUGGGUUUCCGUCCGACAGCUCGGCGGAGUAAUGCGGGCCCUUGGAGAGAGUCUCACCGAGGCAGAGAUCUACGACCUGGCCAACGAAAGCGACGUGGACUUCGGUGGCCAAGUACAGUUCAAGGACUUCCUAUACGUGAUGGCCAAACGACUGGAGGAGCAGAACAGUGUGGUGUGCCUAAAGCAGGCCUUCAAGAUCUUUGAUCGCAACGAAGUGAACAGCUUUACAAUUAACGAAAUCAGAAUGGUGAUGACCAACCUGGGCGAGAAGAUGUCCGAAGAUGACUUGCGCGAGUUGUUCCAGGACAUUGAUCAGGAUAAAGAUGGAAAAAUCUCCUUUAACGAAUUUGUGGCUGCCAUGCGAAGCUAGGCAUUCGAAAUUAAAGGCACAAAUUAACCACGAACCCCUUACGAAGGAGCCCAUCCCAGUCGCGUUUUCUAUACGCCUAGACGGCACCACUUGAAAUUCCCACCAAAUUCCUUUGGGUACCUCAGCACAGCGCCAGAAAGUCGGCUGUUAAACCUUUUCCCACAAAGUCUAGUUGUGUGUGUCCAUGUGGCGUGACUCCAAAACGGUCGCAUGUGCCUAAUGGUCUCUGGGGAGUGCCAAGCAAUUCGAAAGGGUGAUGGCGAUGGGCCAGAGCAAUCAUAAAAAUAAGCCACAUUGAUUACGAUGCCAAUUUAAAUAUUUGACCAUGCACUGGACUCAGUGGUUCUCUGUUUGUCUGACCAAGUUUACAAGUGGAAUGAUUUUGGGUUCAAGUCUUAUCGCAACUAGCUCUUUAAAUUACCUUGGCACCCUUAAUACGCAUACAACAUAAAUUGUUCUUGACUCAUGUAACUACUUUAAAAGCACGCCUUGCUAAUAAAUUAAUUUUUAGUAUUGACAAAUAA